Ogataea polymorpha is the source of this 3623-nucleotide messenger RNA. RefSeq lists its product as uncharacterized. NCBI's taxonomy places the organism in Eukaryota, Fungi, Ascomycota, Pichiomycetes, Pichiales, Pichiaceae. The record is from RefSeq and is a predicted model, not a curated record. Gene Ontology annotation, biological process: tRNA splicing, via endonucleolytic cleavage and ligation. The coding region runs from base 512 to 1189 and encodes 225 amino acids. The transcript has a single exon. Gene Ontology annotation, molecular function: tRNA 2'-phosphotransferase activity.
AGAACAAAGCUUUAUUGGCUUGGAUUUUAAUUAAGUACGAUAUCUAGCUUAUUGCCGUUAACUGGCCGGAGUGCACCUCCGUGGUCGCAUUUCGAGAUCUCACCACGUUGUAUGCUGCACGGUUGAUUUGCCGCCUCUCGAAAUAGAAUUUUGGGCAACUAGUACCGAUACGGAAAAGCACCUUUUGUACCUGGCUUUGUGAACAAAUGGGAUUUGGAAUUUCUGGGCUGAUUUGCUUUCUCGCGUUCCAUUGUAUGAACUGAGAUUUUCAGCAUUUGGGUGUUAUUUGGUACAGGAUGAGAUUUACAUAACAAUCUUUAUUCAAAAAUGAAUUGACAUCGGCAUAUCUCCAGGCAAACAGCGCAUGGUGUCAAACAGGGGUUGCAAAGCAGAUAGAUGCCUUAGUUUUAAAAGUUCCUCGGCAUAUCCAAUUUUUUUUUGAAAAUUUCUCUCUAAUGAGUAAUUCUCAAGAUAAAUAAAUAGAUGAAUAUCUUGGCUUGAUAUUUAUCGAAUGAGCGCUGAUAAGCAACGAAUUUUGAUUUCAAAAACCCUUUCAAGGCUGCUCCGGCACCAGGCGGUGAAGGAAAACUUAUCCAUUGAUGAAAAGGGAUUUGUACCUCUUGAGCAGAUUUUGAACCAUCGUUCUAUGAGGUCACUUAAAGCAACACCUGAAGACAUUUUCAAUGUUGUCAAUCAAAACGAUAAAAAGAGAUUUCGGAUUGUAUCUCGAGAAGGAGAACAGCUGGUCGAAGCCCCAGAUUACAAGGAAAAUAAAUCAUACUAUAUUUGCGCGCUACAAGGACACUCUUUAAGUUUUGUGAGUCAAUCUUACGACAUGGUUAAAUUGACCCCACAAACAUUUCCUGAAGUCAUCGUGCAUGGAACAUAUAGAAAGAAUUGGAAUGAUAUUAAACAAACUGGUGGCUUGAGUAGAAUGAAAAGAAAUCACAUCCAUUUCGCUAAAGGAUUGCCCCGAUGGCUUUCCAAUGACAAUAAUGUUAUCAGUGGCAUGAGAAAAAGCUGCGACCUGUUGAUCUAUUUGGAUGUUGACAAAGUGAAACAGAGCCCUCUCACUUUUUACGAGAGCGGGAACGGUGUAAUUUUAACUCCCGGCGACGAAAAUGGCAUUGUGGGUCUACAAUAUUUCAAGAAAGUUACUGACAUCGAAGGUAACACAAUAUGUAUUUGAAUCCGUGCUAAAUGCACAAAAGUUCGUAAAUUAAUGUUUAAUAGAACUGGAAUCGUAUUUGAAUUCCAGAAGCUUGGCCAGCUCUGCUGUAGGACAAGCUUUUUUGAAAAAUCUGUGCUGAAGCAGUUCGUCGGUUCUCGCCCGAUACUUCACUUCGACACAGAGGCAAACGCUCAGAAAAUCCAUAAACUCACUUGAAAGGGCCUCGGGAUUCUUCAGCGUUGGCGUCCCAUUAGAAACAAUCAAAUAUAGCGCCUUCAAGGGCUCCUCAUUGAGAUAAGGAGGCUCACCUUCCACCAUUUCGAUAGCCAUGAUACCGAGAGACCACACGUCCACUUUCUCGUCAUACUCUUUUUGUCUCACAACUUCAGGGGCCAUCCAAUAUGGUGUCCCAACCAUUGUUGCACGUUUGGAUUUUUCUGUGGUCAACUUGGCACAAAAUCCGAAGUCUGUGAUCUUGACAUUUCCCUUAGCAUCCAGGAGAACGUUGUCAGACUUUAUAUCACGGUGAAUAAAAUUCUUCUUGUGCAAGUGUUGCAGUCCCUUAGUAGUCUCGUAGCAAAUCGCGGCGAUUUGUUCUUCACUUAUUUCAGGAUUGUUAUCAAUGACGUCGGUCAAACAGCCUCCCUCCAUGUAUUCCAUGAUGACCCAUAAGUCGGCAGACCCGUUCAAGUAAGCCUCAAUGAAAUUGACGAUAUUGUCAUGUUGAGAGUCUUUCAUCACCAGGAUCUCGUUCACAAUCAACUCUUUUCUGCUCUGCUUAUUCAAAUCAAUCUGCUUGAUAGCAACCUGCUUGUUGCGCAUUUUCAACGACUUUGCAAGAUACACUGAGCCACUAGCACCCUGUCCCGCUUUUUCAACCACUUGGAAGUAGGGAGCGGGAUUCGUGUUGAUGACAACACUUCUCAAUUUGGCCAUGAUCUGCGAGUCUGUCAUUGUAGAUAUACGUUUGUCCUUGAGACCGGCCUUGCCGACUGGGGAACCUUGUGCCAACUUAUUUUUAGUCGUAAGAGGUUGUCCAUUGGAAGCUUUGCUCGAGAUGGCGGCAGUUGAUGCAGCAGCGACGGCCAGUUUAUUCUUUUGAGAAGGCACCAUUUGCGGCUGUGGAUAUGGCACCGGAUGUUUGUGAUAAGCAGGCAGUUGACGCUGGGAGUUCGGCGAAUAGUGGUUUUCAGGGCUAUAUUUGGACCCAGGAGUUUGUUGGUCGUAACUUGGGGAGCGAUGUGAAAAUGCCGAAUGUAAAGAGGUUUGCGAAUGUUGAUGAACCAGAGAAUAGUUCACAGGCGAAGAUUGUUUAUAAGACGAAGGCGAGUAGUGUCCUGUAGGGCUAGGAGUUGCCAUGCUGGUGUUCAACCUCAAGUUUGAGUUUAUUUUCUUCGAUGGAGUCACAUUCGAAGCUGGAGCAUACGGGUUUUUGACGUUGCUUCUGAAUGUCGGCGGCGUUGGUGGAACCUGUCCAACUGGCUUUGAAGGUGAUGUCGAACUUGGUUGCUGAGGAGUCUUGGUCUUCGUAUGAGGAGCUUCCGGAGCUUUUCUCACAGGAAUAUACUUAUUGUUUGUUGGGUCUGUUUCGCUAGCCUGUGCGGCAGGUGGUGGGGGUGGCACUCUUCUAGGCUGAAGAUAUUUACCGUCUGUCGUUGAAGAAUAGGGUUUGGUGAUGUCGUUGAUAAGCUUUGACGAAGCAGACAUGUCACCAUCUCCAAACGGCACAGCAGAAGCCUUGUCCUUGACACCCAAUUCUGGGCUCACCAUUUCCGUGUAGGUAUUCAACACAUCGAUGACGGCAGUCGGGUCAUUUGCGACGUCCUCAGAUGUGAUAUUGGAACCUUUUAAUAGUGCCAUCCACUCUGGAGGAACCCCUGUUAACUGCCCGCUCGACGGAUCGUACCCAACAUGAGUUUCAUGAGUGACUGUCAAGGGCUUCGAAAAGCCCUCCUUGGGACACUUUGCCAGUAUACAAUCGAUCCACAUGUUGAGCUCCUUUUCGCUUUUCACGGACACAAAUGUCGACCUUGAUCUGUGGACUAUUUCGAAGCAGAACGUUUUGAUUUGGUUCUUGAAGCAGCCUGAAAUGUGAAGCAAGGGAAUGCGCAUCGAGAGUUCGACUUUUUCGUCGUUUUUGUAGAAAUCCAGGCUGGAUUCGCUCAAAACAAGAAACUUCUUUGGCCAUCUAAAAGAAAUUAGCCCGUCUUCUUUCACCUGCACCCACCCACUCUUACGGUAGAUGGUGGCAUGGAUACGGAGCCGGCUCAUUGACAAAUCGUUUGGCGUGUUUGCAUUGGACGUGGAGCUUGCUCCCGACGAAGCACUCGAGUUCUUGCUAUGUAGCGAAGCACCCGACGAUGUCAGUAAUUGGGGAGGCUGGGGAGCAUGACCAAUUUCCGUGAACGCGUUUCUGCCCAUUGCUUCGGUGGUCAUCUUUGACAUCGAACUU